Molecule: messenger RNA, 1122 nt
Organism: Cyclopterus lumpus (lumpfish)
Lineage: Eukaryota; Metazoa; Chordata; Actinopteri; Perciformes; Cyclopteridae
Gene: phyhd1
Product: phytanoyl-CoA dioxygenase domain containing 1
Source: RefSeq, a predicted model, not a curated record
CGGAAAUCUGCUCCUGCGGGUUGGAGUUUAACCAUCGUGCCUGUUUCCCCUGGAGCCGGAGCCCUCCGAGCCGACAACCAUGGACUUUAUGACGGAUCGGGAUGUGCAAAAGUACAUGGAGGAUGGGUACGUGGUUCUGGACGGGCUGCUGACCUCCUGGGAGUGCGAUGAGCUGAGGCAAAGGAUGGCGGAGAUAGUGGACCGCAUGGACGUCCCGGAGCACUGCCGCACAUCCUUCUCAACCAAUCACGACGAGCAGCUCAAAACACAGGGAAACGCUGACUACUUCAUCACCAGUGGAGACAAAAUCCGCUUUUUCUUCGAGAAGGGAGUUUUUGACGACAAAGGAGGAUUCAUCGUUCCAAAACAUCGGUCGCUGAAUAAAGUCGGACACGCACUACACGCCUUUGAGCCGCUGUACAAAAAAGUGACGCACUCGCCCAAAAUCCAGGGCGCAGCGAAGAAGAUGGGUCUCGUUAGUCCGGUGAUUCUGCAGAGCAUGUUCAUUUUUAAGCAACCCGGGUUUGGUGGAGAAGUGACGCCACAUCAAGAUGCCACUUUUCUGUACACGGAGCCCCUGGGCAGAGUUCUGGGUCUGUGGAUCGCCCUGGAAGACGCCACCGUUCAAACGGCUGCCAUGUGGUUCAUCCCGGGGUCGCACAACGGUGGCAUUUCUCGCCGCAUGGUGCGUACGCCAGAGGGCACCGACUUCGCGGGUCGAGAGCAGGCGUACGCCGACGAGCAGUUUGUCGCUGCGCCGGUUAAAAAAGGUGGUGUCGUGCUGAUCCACGGGGAGGUGGUGCAUCGCAGCGCUGAAAACACGUCGGAGGAGUCUCGCCACGUCUACACCUUCCAUCUCAUGGAAACCCAGAACACCCGCUGGAGCCCCGACAACUGGUUGCAGCCCACCGAAGAGCUUCCUUUCCCCCCUCUCUACACAAAAUGAAGGCUUUAGUUUGUGUGGAUCAUCUGGUGCUGCAGGUCAUGGGAGAGACACAAGAUCCUGUAUGUCCUCAUGAACAUGUUUUAAACUCUUUUAACCGUAGAAAAUGUGCUGCAAUGUGUUUAUACUGGAUUAAUGGUGAAUAACCGACAUUUAUGAUGAUUGUAUCCAUGUUUUUA